CCGCCGACGCCGACGUUCAGUACGUCCAGUACGCCGGAGUGCCGCUCCGCACCGCGUCUCCCGCACCGCGUCGUGUCACACGUGUCGGCCUUGUCACGCGUGUCCGCUACACUUUACUGCAGUUGGGUGAAAGUCAUCGGAAAGGGAUCGAGCAGUGCCCCGCAGCGCCCCGUCCGCGGCGUCCGCUCGCCCCAUGGGAGGGGCUGAUCUGCACUUACCUGCCGGUCCUUUCGGCGGAGGCGAGGACGGCCAGGACGGGCCAUGAUCUAACAGGAAUCGGCGUCCCGAGUCCCUGCUCCACCAUGCGGGCGCCGCGGGCGGCCAUCCAGUGCGCCGUCUGGGCCCUGCUGGCCUCCUGUGCCGCGGCCUUCAUCGUGCCCGAGGAGCUGGUGUCCUUCCUGUCCAUCGUCUACUCCAACAUCCCGCCCAUCCGGAAGGGAACCGACUCGCGAGUGGGGCUGGGCUUCCGCCUGGGCCCGCACGCCGACGCGCAGAUCGUGCUGGAGCUGGGCCCGCAGACCAACACGCGCCCGCUGCAGGCCGGGGGGCCCAACUUCGGCUCGGCGUCGUCCAGCAAG
Molecule: messenger RNA, 578 nt
Organism: Thrips palmi
Lineage: Eukaryota; Metazoa; Arthropoda; Insecta; Thysanoptera; Thripidae
Exons: 4
Source: RefSeq, a predicted model, not a curated record